AUGUCACCAGAUUCGAUAUUAGAUGAAGACGAGCAAUAUGCAUCAUCGGAAGACUCCGACUUUGCUCCCGACGAUGCACCCAAUCAAGUUUCCGAUCAAUCCGACGACGAUAAAGAUGAGGGCGACAAACCAUCUAGUAAACGGAGUCGCCCCGCGGCUAACGAGGACACUGCUGAUGCAGGCUACGAUAAUUCGGGUGACGAGGCAAUCAUAAAAAGGGGCGCGAAGCGCCGUAAAAAGACACAGACGAAGGGAGUGGAUGAAGAUGAAGAUGGUGGUGAGGGUGGUUUGGUCAAGACCCGGAGACAGCGCGCCGCAGAAAAAGAGGAACGUAAGUAUACCACCAACAGUGAGCCGGUCACUAUCGACGUGGAUGCGCUAUGGGCGCAAAUGAUAGCCAAGACGCCCAUUCCCGGGACCAAGGUCGACGAGCCCACCGAUAUAAAUACAAGCAUCGCUCCCACAAAUAAGAAAGUAGAGUCAGCCGUUCAAACGACGGGCUCAACUGAUCCAGGUGAUCCCUCAGCGAUGAUACGCAUCAAGCGAACAUACAAUUUCGCUGGUCGGGUGCACACAGAGGAAAAGCUUGUUGCGCGCGACUCAGCUGAAGCAAAGCUCUACCUCGCCUCGCAGAGCGAUACCCCUUCAACAGACAGCCCUGAAAAGCGCGCCACAAGGAAAGCUUUCAGGUCUGCUUUUGAGCCUCAAGUGGACCUCAUGCCUCAGCGAUCCGACCUGAAUCUGGGAAUGGCCGCACGAAUUAAGGCUGGCAAGGAGGUCCAGGCCAGAAAACUCAAUGUCGUGGACAAAAGUCGCAUGGAUUGGGCUGGCUAUGUGGACAAGGAGGGCAUCAAGGACGAGUUGGCGCUGGCAGGCAAAUCCAAGGAUUCUUACAUGGCAAGAGAAGACUUCUUGGCCAAGAGUGAAGCACUGAGGGAGGAAGAUUCAAGAAGGGCGAGGUUGGCUGGAAAAGCUUAG
Molecule: messenger RNA, 978 nt
Organism: Fusarium poae
Lineage: Eukaryota; Fungi; Ascomycota; Sordariomycetes; Hypocreales; Nectriaceae
Gene: SWC5
Product: swr complex subunit
Exons: 2
Coding region: 1-978 (325 amino acids)
Source: RefSeq, a predicted model, not a curated record